AUGGAAGAUGUUCACACUUACGUUGCUAAUUUUGCUCAGAGGCUUGACUGGGGCUAUUUCGGGAUCUUUGAUGGUCAUGCUGGUCGCCAGGUGGCCAGUUGGUGUGGUUCAAACAUGCAUACAAUACUAGAAAAGGCCAUAUUGAAGAACGACAACGUGGAUUUACGCCAGAACCUGAACAACGCGUUUUGCGAGUCGGACUCCUUGAUCUGUGAGAAUGUCACCGGCUCCAGUGGGUGUACGGCUGCUGUUGCUGUUUUGAGGUGGGAGGAAGAAGACGACACGGAGGUGUCUGGUGAGAAAAGGCCCAAGAUUCGUCGUUCUGCCACUCCGUUCGAUUUCCUGCCCAAGGCGAACCACAAAAGAAUGCUUUACACGGCUAACGUCGGCGAUGCUAGGCUUGUCUUGUCCAGAAACGGCAAAGCAGUGAGGCUUUCUUACGACCACAAGGGCUCCGAUCCUGUGGAAAGCUACAGAAUAAGCAAGGCUGGAGGAGUGGUGAUUAAGGGAAGGGUUAACGGAAUUCUGGCCGUGACCAGGUCAUUAGGUGAUAAGUACAUGAAGAACCUGGUGAUCGGAAACCCCUACACCACAGCCACGGAGAUCACAGAGGAGGAUGAGUUCCUCAUCAUAGCCUGUGACGGACUAUGGGAUGUGUGUUCUGACCAAAAAGCAGUUGACUUAGUUCGAAAGGUGAAAAAUCCGCAGACAGCUUCCAAGAUCUUGUGCAACUACGCCGUGGACAACGUGACCACUGACAACGUGACAGUUAUGGUGGUUAAGUUUGACGAGCGUGUGUUCGAUUAUAAAAAGAGUUCUGCGGUCUCGUCUGAUGUUGAGGCAAAAGAGUCCGAGACAAAAGAGGAGCCCACACUUGAGACGAAGGAGGGCCACGAAAACGCACACUAA
Molecule: messenger RNA, 909 nt
Organism: Kuraishia capsulata CBS 1993
Lineage: Eukaryota; Fungi; Ascomycota; Pichiomycetes; Pichiales; Pichiaceae
Exons: 1
Coding region: 1-909 (302 amino acids)
Biological process (GO): protein dephosphorylation
Molecular function (GO): protein serine/threonine phosphatase activity; cation binding
Source: RefSeq, a predicted model, not a curated record